CCAUGUUGUGGCGGUGCUGCCUGCGAUCCUGGCGACCCAAACGAGAUCACCCUCACUUCAAUCUUCUCCUCCUCCUCCUCGAUCACCUCCACCUCAACCUCCUCCAACUCGGUCACCUCAAUUUGUACCACCUUCUCCAUCCCACUAUCCUUCAGGAUACAGAAUCUGUGUUGGUUGCAAUAGCGAAAUUGGCCAUGGAAGAUACUUCAGUUGCAUGGGAGCUGUCUGGCAUCCCGAAUGUUUCCGUUGUCAUGCUUGCGAUCUUCCAAUUUCUGAUUAUGAGCGUCCCUUCCAUAAAUCUUGCUAUAAGGACUUGCACCACCCCAAAUGUGAUGUUUGCAAGAACUUUAUUCCCACGAAUGCAGUCGGACUCAUUGAGUACAGAGCUCAUCCUUUCUAGAAGCAGACGUACUGCCCUUCACACGAACAUGAUGGAACACCCCGUUGUUGUAGCUGUGAAAGAAUGGAGUGAUGCUAUAUAUCUAAUUCAUGAUGAUGGGAGGAAGCUGUGUCUCGAGUGUCUAGACUCAUCAAUAAUGGAUACACAUGAGUGCCAACCGCUUUACCUUGAAAUUCAAGAAUUUUACGAAGGUUUAAUGAAGGUAGAGCAGCAAGUGCCAUUACUCUUGGUCAAGAGACAAGCUCUAAAUGAAGCCAUAAAAGGAGAGAAAUAUAUACAAAACUGUAUUCAUAACCACCAGACAAUAGGCGUUUGCUUAUCCGAAGAGCAAACUGUUAACACAAUACUGAGGCGACCCAAUAUAGGAGGAUACCGGAUAACAGACAUUUGUCCUAAGCCUUACAGGCUCGUUCGAAAAUUUGAAGUAACAGCGAUCCUUGUUCUGUAUGGUCAGCCUAGGUUACUGACUGGGUUGAUCCUGGCUCAUGAAAUGAUGUAUGUGUGGUUCUGUCUAAAAGGUUACCCAAAUCUUAGUCCAAAAGUCGAAAGAGGAAUCUGCCAUGUGCUAGCACACAUGUGGUUAGAUUCGGAGAUCAAUGCUGGCUCUGGUAGCAAUGCAGCUUCUGCUCCAUCAUCAUCAUUUGGCUCUUCCAAAAAACUUUGUGAGUUUCUCAUACAGCGGAUACAAACAUCUUGGCGCUCUGAUCCACCCCCAUUUUAUUCAUCUUGGCUCUAAUCCAUGGAAAUCAAGAUUCAUUAUAUUGAUCAGAUAUUAGAAAAAAUAUCAAACCAUAAGACAUGUGAAUUGAAAAGCACUUGACUCCAUUUUCUACACAAGCAUAGAUGAUCAAUUCAUUCCCUGUUGCAUGCAAUAUGACAAAAA
This is a messenger RNA of Salvia splendens (bonfire salvia), 1283 nucleotides long. Its product is annotated as protein DA1-related 1. Bases 3 to 1136 code for a protein of 377 amino acids. The transcript has 9 exons. Gene Ontology annotation, molecular function: ubiquitin binding. The record is from RefSeq and is a predicted model, not a curated record. Lineage: Eukaryota; Viridiplantae; Streptophyta; Magnoliopsida; Lamiales; Lamiaceae.